Molecule: messenger RNA, 1286 nt
Organism: Cucurbita pepo subsp. pepo (vegetable marrow)
Lineage: Eukaryota; Viridiplantae; Streptophyta; Magnoliopsida; Cucurbitales; Cucurbitaceae
Source: RefSeq, a predicted model, not a curated record
CNCCCCCCCUCCUCUCUCUGUCCUCUCUCUCUCUCUCUCUCUCUCCUUGCCACAAGGUCACAAUGGAUCCCUCCUCCACCAACUCUGUCAAUGGCUUCUAUACCUUUCUGACUCGAGGGAUCGACGAUCUAGAACGGGUAUACCUUUCAAAUAAUUUCAUGUCAAUCCAAUUCCUUCAAAGGGUUCUUUCACUUCUCCGAUCAUUUCAUUCCCAAUUGACACUCCUUGUCCAAAAGCUUCAUUUGCCUGUGGGGGAGAAGUGGUUGGAUGAGUAUAUGGAUGAGAGUUCCAAGCUGUGGGACGCCUGUCAUGUCCUCAAAUCAGGCAUUUCUGGCAUCGAAAAUUUCUACUCUGCUGGGUUCAAUAUCACUUCCUCUCUUGAUACUCAUCGCCAUCUGAGUUCACAAGUUUCUCGCCAGGUGAUUAGAGCAAUAUCAGGGUGUCGACGGGAAGCGGUGGGAUUGGAGGAGGAGAAUCGGGCACUGAUGGAAGCAAGAAUUCAACCUCUCUCUCUAAGAUUUGAUGAAAAAGUAUCGAUCGAAUCAAAGCUGAACGGAUUCAAUGGAUUCAGGGGAGUUCUGUACGCAAUGAGAAAUGUGAGCUCACUCCUCCUCAUGAUCUUACUCUACGGACUGGUUUACUGUUGGCCGGAAUCGAAUUUUGUAAGAGGAGGGUAUGAAGGGUGUCUGUUUUUCGGUUCAGCUUUUAUGAUAUCGACGGCGAGAUUGCAGCAGAGAGUCGCCGGAGAAAUCGGUCAGAUGAACGGGAGGCCUGGGAUUUUGCUGUACGAGUUUAGGAGGUCGAAGAUGGCGAUGGAGGAAUUGAGGGCGGAAUUGGAGGGAUGGGUGGGGAUGGGGUCGCAGGGAGUAGUGGAAUGGGAAACAGAGAUUGGAAUUAGAGAAAGGGUUGAGAAUUUGAGAGCCUGUUUUGGGGUGCUGAGAUCUGGAGCUGAGAAUAUUGUUUGCCAACUUGACGAUUUCAUUGAUGAAAUCGUUGAAGGCAGGAAGAAGCUUUUGGACUUUUGUAGCCACAGGUAGACAGUCACAGGGAUGGAAAAAUAUUGUAGUUGUUAUGGUUCAAAGGCCAAAAAAGAAAAAAGAAAAAAGAAAAAAAAAAAGAAAAAAGAAAAAGAAGAAGAAAAAAACUUUGAAAAAAACUAGUAGAAGAAUCAAUUGUUGGGAGUUGUUGUACCUUUUAACCCUUCCCUGCUUCUCGCUUCCAGUUUUUUCUUUAAUCCUCUACAAAGUAUAAACAAUCAACAGGUAAAUGAAGGGGCAAAAAAGAAA